This is a messenger RNA of Homarus americanus (American lobster), 645 nucleotides long. Its product is annotated as anther-specific proline-rich protein APG-like. Lineage: Eukaryota; Metazoa; Arthropoda; Malacostraca; Decapoda; Nephropidae. Bases 1 to 645 code for a protein of 214 amino acids. The record is from RefSeq and is a predicted model, not a curated record. The transcript has a single exon.
AUGGUGAUGAGUGCCACUGUGGAGACCACCUCCAGACCAUCCCCAGACAAAGACAGACCACCUCCAGACCAUCCCCAGACAAAGACAGACCACCUCCAGACCAUCCCCAGACAAAGACAGACCCACCUCCAGACCAUCCCCAGACAGAGACAGACCACCUCCAGAUCAUCCCCAGACAAAGGCAGACCACCUCCAGACCCCAGACAGAGACAGACCACCUCCAGACCAUCCCCAGACAAAGACAGACCACCUCCAGACCAUCCCAGACAAAGACAGACCAGACCAUCAGACCAUCCCCAGACAGAGACAGACCCUCCAGACCAUCCCCAGACAGAGACUGACCACCUCCAGACCAUCCCCAGACAAAGACAGACCACCUCCAGACCAUCCCCAGACAAAGACAGACCACCUCCCAGACCAUCCCCAGACCACCUCCAGACCAUCCCCAGACCAUCCCCAGACAAAGACAGACCACCUCCAGACCAUCCCAGGACCAUCCCCAGACCAUCCCCAGACCACCUCCAGACCAUCCCCAGACCACCUCCAGACCAUCCUCAGACAGAGACAGACCACCUCCAGACCAUCCCCAGACCACCUCCAGACCAUCCCCCUGUAAUGAGGGAUCACUUAGGGGGAAUUUCUUAA